Molecule: messenger RNA, 2334 nt
Organism: Rhinocladiella mackenziei CBS 650.93
Lineage: Eukaryota; Fungi; Ascomycota; Eurotiomycetes; Chaetothyriales; Herpotrichiellaceae
Exons: 1
Coding region: 1-2334 (777 amino acids)
Source: RefSeq, a predicted model, not a curated record
AUGUCUCCUUCCCCGCUUUCGCAUAGACGACUCAAGCCAGAACCUCUCGAGGCCACUGGAAGAAGCUCGAGGCGUGCUCUCAGCCCAUCAGACCACCCUUCAGCCAGUUCUAAAUCUGACAAGGCACGUCCCUUAAAUACCGAUUCCAUGCCUCCUCAAACCAAACCUCGCAGGUUUCUACCUCAGCCGGUGGAGGAGAGUGUUAGGAGUUCUAGGAAGAAGAACGGGGAACAUAUAGAGGGCUCACCGGCCAGAGGAGGUUUUCUGGAGACUGCCGGUAUAAACGCUCACUACUCUUACUCUGACGACCCGGUCUUCCCCGGCGUGCCGAAUAGUAGACCUUCGACAACACCGAGACACUUUACACCAGAGCCGGUCGAGACUAGCACACGGACGUCGAGGAGGAAGUUCGCUCCCGAACCAAUUGAGACAAGUACGAGGAAGAACAAGGACCAAAACACCGCUCAGGAGAACGAAGCUUCAUCCAAACCUCGCCGGAAGUUUGCCCCGGAGCCAGUCGAAACCACGACAAGGAGUAGCAAAGACAAGGAGCCCCCAGACGCCGAAGAGAUCCCGACGACACGCCCGCGUCGAAAAUUCGCUCCAGAACCCAUCGAGACCACGACGACGACAAGGAGGAGGCGCAAACCUGAUCCUGAGGACGCGGAUGAGGAACCUCCACUGCCUGCUGACUCCACUGCUUCCAGCAGAACCUCUUCUGGACCCCGUAAAUUCUCACCCGAGUUGCUGGAGACUGCUAAGGGCUCCUACCGACGUGUCCAUCUGCCUCCUCCCGAAGUCAAAAGCCCUUCACCCAGUCUGGCACAGCCCUCGCCGUCGGCGCCGGCGGGAGAAGAAGAGGUAGCGGACGAAGUCGGCGGACUGGAAGAGUCGAAGUUUUCGGCAGCAGCUCUUGCUCGAAAACAUCCAGAUGCCACCCGACAGCAUUCUUUCAUUGUUCCCGAUUUGCCUAUGAUUGAGUCCACUACUGAAGAUGAAUCUUCCGAUGCACCUUCUCUAAGUGACUCUCCACCGUCGGUGGAAGCCAACAACAAAAAGGACAACAAUCGACCUGGUGCAAAGGACAGCUAUACCGAAUAUGUCCUCCGGUUGGCCGCCGAGACGGUGACCGAGAAGGAAUUACAAGAGCAGGCGAUGGCCGCAUAUAUCAACGAGCGACCACAUGAACCCGUGGAUCAUUUUGCCAUCUCCCACGAUGAAGAUGAAGAUGGUCCUCUACCGGCGCCCAUGUUCCAGGGAGAAAAAGGGGUCGACAUCCGCACGUUUCGGCGGUCAUCCGCUGCCGAGCUAGAUCUAGAACUACAGAAUAUGCGAAGACACCAUGAGCAGCUGGAACAGGCCAAACGAGAAUUGAAGGCUGAUACCGCUGGUCCGAGUCGGUUCAGUGCUGUUGCCCUGGCGACACGCCACGCCCUAGAAGCCAAAGGAGUGAAGAAAACAAAGAAACCUAGAGGACCCGACGAAGAUUCGGAACUUGCUCGAAUGAGAGCAGCAGCCUCACCUCCCAUGUUAGGCGACAAUCUCAUUUUCCCAUUCACCAUCUCACCGAAGAUGACACGAUGUGAUCCAGAUCAACCUCCACGGCCACGAAACGUGGACGGCGACGACGAAUCCAAGAAUUCCGGUGGCCCUGUCUUGUGGAAAUCCGAAGCAAAACCCAAGAAUGACGCGGGAGGAGGUUUAUGGAUGGGGAUGUGUCAGGCAGGAAUGUGGCAACCGCGGGGUCCGGAGAAUGGGCUGCGGAGUGGAAUUCAAACACCUGCCCCUCAAACUCCAGCGAGUGAGAAAACCAAUCCUUUUGAGUCGACGACCCCGGGACGGGAUGGGCAAACUCCCGGACGACGAAGACCAUACUCUGGCAUAAGUUUGGUUCCGUUAACCCCCCCGCGGAGUCAAGACGGUGAAGAUGUUUUCACGAGCAUGAUCGAUAAGAAGCUGCACCUGGAGAAAAAAAUUGAAGAUGAAUUUCCCGCUCGUGUGAUUACACAGAUUUACAACUAUUUGAGUCUUGGAUACCCCAGCCUUGCACAUAUGUUUGAUGAGGAGUUGAGCAAGAUUAGUAGAAUUCCAUUAGAAGAGCUGAGAAAAGACGAUUAUAAUGUGGAUGCGAAGGGCUAUGUUGGGGCUCCCGAAGGUGACGGGUGUGACGAAAGUGAGGUCAUUGGCAAGUGCAAGAGAUGGGAAGCUUUGAGAUUAUACGUCCGAGAGUGGGCACGACAAAGUCCUAAUUUCGCGGACGACCAGAGACGAGUGAAACUGGGUGCUAACGAGGAUUGGGGAGCAAGAGCAAGGAAGGGCAGUUGGGGACAUUGA